Messenger RNA from Anopheles marshallii, 2337 nucleotides. It is a transcript of the gene vari, whose product is annotated as protein PALS2. The transcript is spliced from 9 exons. The record is from RefSeq and is a predicted model, not a curated record. NCBI's taxonomy places the organism in Eukaryota, Metazoa, Arthropoda, Insecta, Diptera, Culicidae. Gene Ontology annotation, cellular component: cell-cell junction; plasma membrane. The coding region runs from base 1 to 2337 and encodes 778 amino acids. Gene Ontology annotation, molecular function: protein binding.
AUGGUGCACCUUUAUCAGACCGCCGGUACGGAACGGUCCCCGAAGGAGAAGACGGGCAACUUUAUGUCGAACUUGAAGGGACUAUUUUUCCGCCCCAGCCAGCCGAAGCUGGGCAGCAACGUGGGCACUUUCGGUAAAACCACCGGCGGGACCUCAUCAGCGAAGGCACCGAUUGCUUCACCGGAGUCGGGAAGUGAACCAUCGUCGUUAGUGUUGCCACGUUCACCAGAAGCCCGUCCGUUGACGGUACAGCGCACGGUAACGUUACAGCUCCCGCAUCACGGUGACAAUCGGUACGACAUUCGAGCGACGGCGGCCCAAGACGCCCGUCAGGAUCGAAGGCGCGCCAAAUCAGCGAUCAAAUCCGUCAAGCGGCGCUCCUUCGGCAAACGCAUCAACAACCUGUGGAGCAACUUUGGACUGCUGCGUAGCUCGGAGCGUAUCGUGGAGUUUGCCAACGGUCACGCUGCAUUUCAACACGUGCGUGAAAAUUUGACCGAUCUCAAUGGGCGCCCGGAAGCGAACGAAACGGACCUUGUAUUUCUGCAAGGAAUACUGGCCAAUCCGGCCGUUACGCAGUUGAUUAAGAUCCAAGACAAGCUCGAGGAAGUACCAGCGCCACUGCGUCCAGUACGAGUGGACAACGCGCCCCUGCUGAAGGAGGUGAUCGAUCGCUGUAGCCUCUCGCGGAAUCCGCACGCCCGUGAGCUCGCCCGCAUCUUCCGCUAUCCACACUUUCGCGCCCUGCUCGAAGCCCACGACGAGAUCGGUGAAACGCAGCUCGAGAAGCUUAAACAUCCGCCAGCAGUAGAAGCACCCGCGUCCGCAUCACCGACGGGAAGCAGUCCGGGGAGCAACGGACACGGUCAGCACAGUCCUGCCAGUGCCAGCGAGAUCGACGGUUCCGGUGUAGAGCUGCUCACGAUCAACGACAUGCCCGGGGAAACGAUCAAGAUGGUGGGCAUCCGGAGAAACCCGGACGAGCCGCUCGGGCUGACGGUGGAGGUGGACGACCACAAUCAGCUGGUGGUGGCACGGAUCAUCGCCGGCGGUAUGAUCGAUCGCCAGGGGUUGCUACACCCGGGCGACGUCAUACUGGAGGUGAACGGUGUGCCCGUGACCACGCCCGAGGAGUUGCAGGGUGAGAUAUCGGUUGCGAAGGAAUCGGUCACGUUGAAGAUUGGGCCGAGCAUCGAGGAGGAGAUGAAAUCCGCCCGCAUCACCAUGGCCGGUGGACAGGUAAAGAAUGGACGAAAUUUAGACUCGGGCAAGAAGCUAACGUGUUAUAUGCGUGCGCUGUUCGACUAUGACCCGAACGAGGACAAUCUGCUGCCCUGCAAGGAGAUCGGGCUGUCGUUCAUGCGCGGUGACAUCCUGCAGAUUAUCAACGUGAAGGAUCCGAACUGGUGGCAGGCGAAGCACGCCGGAGAGGAAGGACCGACGGGACUGAUACCGUCCCAGGAGCUGGAGGAACGUCGUCAGGCGUACGUACCUCCGGAGGCAGAUUUCGUGCACAAGAUAGGCAUCUGCGGCACAAGGAUUUCAAAAAAGAAGCGAAAGAUACUGUACAAAACGAAGCAAAAUGGAGAGUUCGAUAAGGCGGAUCUGAUGCUGUACGAGGAAGUUACCAAAAUGCCACCCUUCAAGCGGAAGACAUUGGUGUUGGUCGGUGUGGCGGGCGUCGGUAGACGAACGCUUAAGAACCGGCUGAUCAACAGUGAUCCGGACAAGUUUGGAUCUGUACUGCCACACACUUCUCGUCAACCGCGACCUCUGGAAGAAUCGGGCAAAGCCUACUGGUUUAGUGAUCGCGAAGAUAUGGAGGAAGAGAUAAGGGAGAACAAGUUCUUGGAGUUUGGUGAGCACAAUGGUAACUUGUACGGUACCCAUUUGGACUCGAUUCGUGACGUUAUUCGGCAAGGCAAAAUGUGUGUUCUCGAUUGUUCACCGGCGGCGUUGAAGACUCUACACAACAGUCCAGAGUUUAUGCCAUUUGUGGUGUUUAUAGCCGCACCGGGAAUGGAACAGCUGAAGUUGCUGUACUCCGAGCGCAGAUCGGCGAGCGGUUCCACGAGGAAUUUACACUUUGAUCGCCAAAGCUCUAUACGCUACAGUUCGCGCCGUGCAAAAACUCUGGAAUCGUUGGCAUCGCUGUACGAGGACGAUGAUCUUAUAUCGGCCGUCGAGGAGAGUGCACUGCUCCAGCGAAAGUACGACAAAUACUUGGACAUGGUCGUGGUGAACGAAGACUUCGAUGACACAUUCCGACAGGUGACGGAAGCUCUGGAGCAGCUGUCACACGAACAUCAGUGGGUGCCGGUGAACUGGAUCUACUAG